This is a messenger RNA of Spinacia oleracea (spinach), 2020 nucleotides long. Its product is annotated as splicing factor U2af large subunit B-like. Gene Ontology annotation, biological process: mRNA processing. The transcript has 14 exons. Gene Ontology annotation, cellular component: nucleus. The record is from RefSeq and is a predicted model, not a curated record. Gene Ontology annotation, molecular function: RNA binding. Lineage: Eukaryota; Viridiplantae; Streptophyta; Magnoliopsida; Caryophyllales; Amaranthaceae. Bases 175 to 1863 code for a protein of 562 amino acids.
AGUUACUCCUAAAACACAAAGACUGGGAAGAGGGUUAACUCCGUACUUGCGGAACAACAAGAACCCUAGUUCGUUUAUUUUCCCCCUUUCUUGUUCCCGCAAUCCUCAGCAUAUUGUGUUCGCUACAUCCUUCACUGCAAUCUUCUUCGUACUUAACUAGGGUGUAUCAGGAAAAUGUCGGAAUACCAGGACGAUCCUGAGACAAAUGGUUCGUCGCCUCAGCCUCAAGAAAAUGAUCAUGGUGGCCUAGAUGAAAACAACUCCAAAUCUCGGCAUGGUUCUCGUGAUUAUGAGAGGGGCUCUUCAAAAAGUAGAGAAAGGGACCGUGAGAAGGUACGAGAUCGAGACAGGGAUAGAGACAAGGAUAGGGACAAGGAAAGGGAUAGGGACAGGGAACGGGAAAGAGACAAAGACAGGACUCGUGAUCGCGAUCGUGAUCGUGAUAGAGAUCGUCAUAGAGAUCGGCAUAGGGAUAGGAGUGAUAGAGGUGAUCGCCACAAAGAUAGAGAGGCUGAUGAUGAUUAUCAUAAAAGUCGAGAUCGUGACAGGCGGAGAGAUUCUGAUCGUGAUAGGGAUGAAAAACACAGAUCUCGUUCAAGGGCAAGAUCUGAGCACAGAUCAAGGUCUCGAUCUCGUUCUCGCUCCAAAAGCAAAAGGAUAAGCGGGUUUGACAUGGCACCUCCUGCUUCUGCAAUGUUAACUUCAGCUGCAGCCUUUACAAGUCAGAUUCCUGGAGCAGCUCCAACAAUCCCUGGAAUGUUCCCAAAUAUGUUACAGCUGACUCCUGGACAGCCACUAGGACCUCUUCCUAUUAUGCCUAUGCAAGCCAUGACUCAGCAGGCUACUCGACAUGCUCGACGAGUAUACGUUGGUGGACUUCCUCCUUCAGCUAAUGAACAGUCUGUGGCGACCUUUUUUAGCCAUGUUAUGGCCGCAAUUGGGGGAAAUACUGCUGGACCAGGUGACGCUGUUGUGAAUGUUUAUAUAAAUCACGAAAAGAAGUUUGCUUUUGUUGAGAUGAGGUCUGUGGAGGAAGCAAGCAAUGCUAUGGCCUUAGAUGGUAUCAUAUUUGAGGGUACACCUGUUAAGGUGAGAAGACCUAGUGACUACAAUCCAAGCCUUGCUGCAACCCUUGGUCCCAGUCAGCCCAAUCCAAAUCUGAACUUGGCUGCUGUUGGACUAACACCUGGGUCAGCUGGUGGGCUCGAGGGCCCAGAUCGUAUUUUUGUUGGUGGGCUACCUUACUACUUAACUGAACCACAGAUUCGGGAAUUAUUAGAAUCUUUUGGGCCCCUUCGUGGUUUUGAUCUCGUGAAGGACAGAGAAACUGGGAACUCAAAGGGCUAUGCCUUUUGUGUUUACAAUGAUCCUUCGGUCACUGAUGUAGCUUGUGCAGCUUUGAAUGGAAUUAAAAUGGGUGAUAAAACACUCACAGUAAGACGUGCUAAUCAGGGAGCAGUCCAACCUAAGCCCGAGCAAGAGAUUGUAUUGCAGCAUGCACAACAGCAGAUUCUGUUGCAGAAGCUCAUGUUUCAACCUGGAGCACUCCCUACCAAGGUUGUUUGUUUAACCGAAGUGGUUACUGCGGACGAUCUUAAAGACGAUGACGAGUAUCAAGAUAUAAUGGUAGACAUGAAAGAGGAGGGUGAAAAGUUUGGCUCUCUGGUGAAGGUUGUCAUCCCACGACCAGGACCAAAUGGAGAACUUUUACCUGGAGUUGGAAAGGUGUUUCUAGAAUAUGCUGACACGGAGAGUUCCUCCAGAGCAAGGGCGGGAAUGAAUGGAAGGAAAUUUGGCGGAAGCCAAGUGGUUGCGGUGUUUUAUCCCGAACAUAAAUUUGAGGAGGGUGUCUAUGAUGGAUAGAGGGGUUUAUUGUAGGCAACGUAACGUAGGUGGAUUUAUUUACAUUUGACCUUUGUAGUAGUAUCGGAAUGUCGAUAUCCAAAUGCGAAAUGUUUGUUACAAAUAAUACAAUUUAACUGACUGUAUUAGAUUUAUAUUAGUGCUUGAUUGUUUGAAA